Oryzias melastigma (Indian medaka) is the source of this 2314-nucleotide messenger RNA. RefSeq names its product interleukin 22 receptor, alpha 2 (gene il22ra2). The transcript is spliced from 6 exons. Gene Ontology annotation, molecular function: protein binding. Lineage: Eukaryota; Metazoa; Chordata; Actinopteri; Beloniformes; Adrianichthyidae. Bases 1504 to 2166 code for a protein of 220 amino acids. The record is from RefSeq and is a predicted model, not a curated record.
ACAUCCAGACAUUUACUGAGCUGCUGCCACGUGAUUGACUGAUCAAUUGGACAGGUGUGCCUACUAAAGGGGGCAGUGAGUAAAUAUCUGAGUGUUUAGUAAAUAUUAAACCCGGAUGCUUUUUUUGUGUAGUUAAUUUGUGUAAAGCCGAUGUUAAGUUGGACUUAUUGUCAGGUUUGAUCAUUGUGGGUCAAUAUGUUCAUCCAUAUGUUCAUCCAUCUGAUCAUCCGUCUGUCAGUCUGUUGAUCCAUUGAUCAUUCUGUCUGUCCUUCCGUCUGUCUGUUCGUCUAUCCUUCCAUCCAUCCCUUCAUUCAUUUGUCCGCUUGUUUUCCAUCCAUCUGUCCGUCCAUUUGUUCAUCCAUCUGAUCAUCCGUCUGUCAGUCUGUCGAUCCAUUGAUCCAUCCAUCCGUCUGUCUGCUCGUCUACCCUUCCAUCAUUCCGCCUAUUCGUCCAUCCAUCAAUCAAUCAAUCCAUCCGUCUGUCUGUCCAUCCAUCUUUUCAUUCGCCUGUCAGUCUGUCGAUCCAUCAAUCCAUUGAUCCAUCCACCCACCCCUUCAUUCAUCCAUCCAUCCAUCCAUUUUUCAAACCCGUUUAGUCCCUUUCAGUGUCACAGGGUUGCUGGAGCCUAUCCCAGCCACUGUUGGGUGAAGACAAGGUACACCUUGGACAGGUCGUGGGUGUUUUGCAGUGAAAUAUGUAAACUUUAAGUCUUUAGAUUUCAUUCAAAGAAUAGAAACAGUGUUUCUGUUGUCCUGGAUCAAAGUCACUCAGACUAACUCUUGACUCACUAAAACACAGAAAGUCAUUCAUUGUAAUGAAAGCUGUUCUGAGGUUUCCACUGAAAGUUCACAGACAUCCUUCCAUGCUCUUCCUAUUAGCUGAUUCUUAUCAGACUCAGAUGAUGGAAAUCUAAUAUUAAAGUUCAAAGAACUUAUCAUUUAAAAACGAUGAAAUUGUCCUUAUCUUGACAGUAUAAUCCUCGUUUAGAUAGCUGGAUGGUUUCAGUCAAAUGGAUUAAAGUAUCAUCCCAGCCCAUCCACAGAGAAGAAAACGUGUUCUGUUUCUAGAUAAAAGCUGACGUUUGUGCAGAAGUUAGUAAAUCUGAUAGUUGACAAAAAUAAACAGACACAGCCUUCCAUGAAAUGCUACAGAUUGAGUUCCAGAAAAUCUGAAAGAUUCUCAGAAAUGAAGCAACAAGCCGUAUGUGGAACAAUGUCGAACAUGUGGAAAGCUCAGGGGUGGGGGGGGGUAGAAGCCUUUUGUGCAUCAACAUGUAAAUGUGGCACUUUGUUGUGUUGUAAACUGAAAAAUGGGAGCCGUCCUAAAGAGCCCGAGGGGGGAAAACGAGACCCCCCCACCCCCCCACACACACCCUCACCCCUCCCAUCUCCCAUGUCAGAAACACCAUAAAUGCUGGCAUUUAAAACAGGAAGUAGGCUGUGAUUUAAAGGCAGAGGAACCUCCGGCUGCAUCAGUCCAGUCUUGUCAUCCACAAACGCCGCCAUGACUCCUCUGCAGCUCGCCGCCACGGUGCUGCUGGGAAACCUGACCGCCUGCAUCUCAGGGCAAGAGGUGCUUGCUCCUCCCACUCAGGUGAGGUUCAACUCCACCGACUUCAAAAACAUUGUGGUCUGGACUCCGCCCACCAUCCAGUCCUCACUGCAGUACUACGUCCAGUGGAAGAUUUAUGGUGAGCAGGAGUGGCUGGACGUGGCCAGCUGUCAGGGCAUCCCGGAGCCCCAGUGUGACCUCAGCCGGGUCACCUCCGAAGCAUCAGAGUGGUACUACGCGCGCGUGCACGCGGCUUCCGCGGCGUCCGGCAGCCGCUCCGCGUGGGCCCUGUCCUCCAGAUUCAGCCCUCGCUGGGAAACUAAAAUCAGCCCCCCCGUGCUGAAGCUGAGCAUCACCAAGCGCAACCACGUCCAGGUGCACGUGCGGCCUCCUCGAGCGCUGCUGCGGAAGAUGCGCGCCAAUCUGUUCUUCACGGUGUUUGUCAUCAACGCCGGUGGAGAGGAGACGGAGUAUGACGUGGACAGCAGCUCCAACAGGCUGACUCUUCCUAAACUGAAGCACAAGGCAAAGUUCUGCAUCCAGGCCCAGACCAUCCUCUUCCCGCACUCCAAGAGCAGCGCUCGGAGCCCAGAGAAGUGCAUCACCGCGCCCUGAAGUCACAGCAAAAGCGGCCUCUGUCUGCAGUUUCAAUCUGCGCUACCUCGACGACCGCCUCCACCUCCAAGCAUCAGGCAACUGGAGUUCCUAAAGAUAUUUUCAUUUCAAGACAAUAAAGUUAUUUUAUUCAGAAAACAGAUUAAAA